This is a messenger RNA of Xenopus laevis (African clawed frog), 3087 nucleotides long. RefSeq names its product testis expressed 11 L homeolog (gene tex11.L). The transcript is spliced from 30 exons. The record is from RefSeq and is a predicted model, not a curated record. NCBI's taxonomy places the organism in Eukaryota, Metazoa, Chordata, Amphibia, Anura, Pipidae. The coding region runs from base 220 to 2979 and encodes 919 amino acids.
GGGUUGUUUACAAAGUUCCAGUUACGAUCCCUGCCUACAGGUCUAUACAGUCUGAGCAACCCUGUGCUACUGUAUAUGGCUCUGUAGCUGGGAUUUAGCCCCGCCCCUUCCCUCUGCUGUAACCUGAGCUGCAGCUGUGAGGAGAAUCAGAGAAUCCCCUCAGAUAUAGAGCAGGUUCUUUCUGUGUGAUAGAUAAGGAUUGCUUGUUGAUUUUCAGAAAUGGAGGAUGGAUCAUCUUUAAAAAGAAUAACAGGUCUUAUUACUGAUUUGUUGGGGAGACCGCUACCAUCUGCUGUGGGUGAAAUUAUUGAUCGAUUGUACAAAGAGAUAGAAUGUCUGGAGGAAAAGGAAAUCCAGUGUUCUAAUGCUCAGUUCAUAUUUGAGGUAGACGAAAGUGCUAUCAAUUUGUGGAACUGGGGUGUAACUAAAAGUGCAGAAGAUGCCAUUACUGAGGAUGACAGAGCCAAAGUACGGCAUAUAUCCAGUAAACUUGGGUUGUGGUGUGAAGGGCCUGAGCCUUCUGAAGGAACUUUACGCAGAAACAUAUUGAUGGCCAUAAAGACUGGGAAGGGCUGGAUAGACGUUGGCAAGCCUGACCUUGCAAAUGGAUUCCUUGAAACUGCACUGAAUAGCUUGGAGAAGCUGUAUUUACUGCUAACACAGAGGCAUACACAAGAGGCAGAUAUGAACGUGCACAAAAUAUAUGUGGAGAAGGAUCUAUUUAAAGUGCUCUCAUAUCAAGCAGAAGUGGCUGUGGCUCAAAAAGACUUCAAUUUGGCUUCAAUGAAAAUUCAGAGAUGCAAAGAUAUGCUGUUGAGGCAACCAAAAGAGGCUAUGUACUUGUCAGUUUUGUGUUACAACUUUGGUGUAGAGACAUAUGAAGGGAAGAUUUAUGAGCAGAGCUCGUUCUGGCUGAGUCAGAGCUAUGAGAUUGGAAAAAUGGAUGAGAGAUACAGCACUGGAAAAGAGAUGCAGGCCAAAGUACUGCGGCUCCUUGCUACUUUGUACUGGGAGUGGGACUGCAAAAUCUACCAAGACAAGGCUAUCAGCAUCAUCAAUAUGGCUAAUGAGGAGUAUUUACAUCCUGCUGGUCUCUUCUUAAAAAUGAAAAUUCUUCUGCAUUGUUCCAUGCCUGAUGAUGUUCUCAGUACAGUGGUCACAGAAAUGCUGCAUCACAACCUCUCAAUGGAUAUUUAUCUGAACGCUGUAAGGCUGCUCUUGGAACACAGGAGGGAUUGUGUUGGAUUUGACUUUCUGAAGAUGACCUGCAAGAAAUUUGAAUCUUCUCCUGAUCUUGAGAAAGCUCUUAUUCUGUAUAUUGAACUUCUGCUGCAGAGAGGGAAGGAGUUGCUUGCCCAGCAAAAAAUAGAAGACCUCAUCACAGGUCAUUACUCAAAAAAGCAGUUGUCUCCAGAAAUGCUCAGUCAUUUGCAUGCCAUCUUAUGGGACUAUGCAGCCAAAUGCUUUGAGGCAAAGAACUAUGCUGAGGCUUUGCAAUGGUACAACUACUCCUUAAGCUUCUUUGCGUCUGGACACUCUGAACUUAACCGUGCCAAACUUCAGAGGAACCGGGCGUCUUGUUACAUACUGCUCAAGCAAUAUGCCAAGGCUAGAGAGGCUGCAAAGGAAGCUGAGCGUUGUUAUCCAGACAGCAUUUUCACUCAGUUCACCUUGUUCAGGAUUGAGAUUCUAGAGAAAAAUUUAAGUGAAGCUACUUACGCUCUCCAUGAAAUGAAGAGAUUGGCAUCACAAUCAAAAUCAGAGGAUUUGCUCAUGGAACAGUCCUGCUCACCAAUGGAUUUGCUAAGCCUUGCAGCACAAAUAGCCUUGGAGGGAGAUCACCAUGACAUUGCAAUUAAAGCUUUGGAAAUCCUGGCCGAGCAAUCUCCAGAUAUUCAGCAAGUGUUUAUAGCUCUCAGGUGUUUGAUACGCUUGAUACUCUCAAGAGAAGAUGGAGAUUUGGGAGAAAGAAGGGACGAUGAUCUGGAUCUCAUGAUUUCGUAUUUAAACACAGUGCAAGACAAGCUUGCAGAGUCCCCACAGGAAGGAGCCUUGAACCCAGAAAAGCGUACUAGUGAGGCAAACUGGUUCCGAAAAAUUGCAUGGAAUCUUGCUGUGAAAAACCAGGAAUCCCAACAGAAAAUGAGAGAUUGCUUCAUCCUCUCUUACAAGAUCUCCCUCUUUUGCCCCUGUGAUAAGCCAAUCCUAGUAGCACAAAAAUCUUGCCUUCUGUUGGCAGCUGCUGUAGACUUGGAUUUGGCAAGAAAAGCCACGGAUCAUUUUAAACAGAUACAGCUAUUCACUCAGUCACUGGAACACAUCCAACUAUGUCGUGAGAUAUGGAGAGUUCUCCAGUCCACUGGUGAACUCAUUCAUGACCCAACAGAGGUUCUCUUGCUACUUUAUGAAUUUGAAGUCAGGGCUAAGUUAAAUGAUCCACGGCUGGACUCUGUUUUAGAAGCUGUAUGGGAGUUGCCAAAUCUUGAUAUAAAGACUUUAGAAACCAUCGCUUCUCUGUCCAUGGAGACUCCUGCAUAUUAUCCAUCUAUCUGUAAGCGGGCACUGCAGGGAGCACUUUCAUUGCUUAAAAAGCAGGACCCAGUGGAUACGCCAAGGAUAAGUAAAUGUCUGCACAGCCUGGUGAAGCUAAACCUGCCCAGUGAGAUGAUGGAGAUAGAGCCUUGUGUGCAGGAGGAAGUGUGGAGAUACUACCAAGAGGCCGUCACUAUUAUCACUACUUACGAGGAUUAUCCAGAAACGGAGAUUCUAUGGCUAAUGACACGGGCUUGGAAUACAGGUGCAGUGCUGUACAGUGUGGGGAGGUAUGCAGACACAGAGCAUUGGUGUGCUUUGGCCAUGCGACUGCUCAAUUACCUGGGAUCUUUAAAGAGCACCUAUGAGAAUCAGAUGGCUGGUUUGUACAGCGAGAUUCUAGCACGAUUAGACACAGCGAAAAGGGCCCAACCAAAUGAAGAAUAGUCCAGCAAUCUAGUGUAUCGCUCACAGAACAUGGUGGUAAUCUGCUAGAACUGAUUUUGUGUUUCAUGUUGUACCUGAAUUCUCAAAAAAUUAAAUAACUCAUGUUGA